Prunus armeniaca (apricot) is the source of this 630-nucleotide messenger RNA. Lineage: Eukaryota; Viridiplantae; Streptophyta; Magnoliopsida; Rosales; Rosaceae. The record is from the annotation of a GenBank genome assembly.
AUGGAUUCAACCAGCUUCUGCCACCAACGAUCACCGUCGUCAGAUCGCUUCCUCGGCUUCUUCUCAUUCUCACCGCCUUCCUCCGCCGCCGCCGGCGAGGAGCUCAACGAGGCCGAGGUCUUCUGGACCACCGACUUCACCGAGCCCAGCGACGCGCAGAACCCCCGGGUCAGUCUGAUGCGCCGGGUCAACUCCGGUAUACUCGCGGUCCUCCCGGAGCCAGGUCUCCCGGCUCCGGUCCUGUACCGGAAGCCCGCGCUCUCUUCAUCAUCGUCGUCGAAGCCCAUACCUUCAAUCCCGAGAUUUUCUCAGUCUCAGUCUCAGUCGCAGUCGCAGUCUCAGUCCGUGCCGACUUCGAGAAAGUUCCAGAGCUCGGCUCCGAUGAAGGUUCCCAUGCUGUCCAGGGCGGUGGAGAAGCAUCGGAGAAACGACGACCUGGCUGAUGUCGUAGACGAUGAUGACGACGGAGACGACGAGAUGCUGCCGCCGCACGAGCUGGUGGCGAGGGGGUCGGGGCUGUCGGCGAGGACCACGUUCUCGGUGCUGGAAGGCGUGGGGAGGACGCUCAAAGGUAGGGACUUGCGUCAGGUCAGGAAUGCCAUUUGGCGCAAGACUGGGUUUCUUGAUUGA